AUGUUUUCCUUUCAGGAGAGUGCAUCAGUUCCUCUCGCGUUGGAGGACGGCUUCAGUAAGGAUGAAAUAGCGGGUUUCGAGGAGCUGCUGUGCUCGCCCAAAAAAGCCCCACCCACCAAAUAUCAAUGUCAUAUCUGCUAUCGAACUGGUCACUAUAUCUCCGAUUGCCCGAUGCGCUUCAACACUCCUUACGAUGAGCUGACUCCAUAUCAAGGAAGGAAAAAAUGCUACGGAGAGUUCCAGUGUCAUCAAUGCAAGCGCAAAUGGACCAGUCAAAAUUCGGUGGCGAAUGAGGCGCAGUCGUGUAUAAAAUGUCAUAUACCGGUAUUUCCUCACAAACAGUUACCCGUCGAAAAAGCCGUUGCAAUGGGGCUGAUCAAGGCUCAGCAUGCAAUCCCCUCAAAGAUUGCUCCAAUUGGCCAUGGACGCCCACCUGCAAAAUGUUGA
Messenger RNA from Haemonchus placei, 447 nucleotides. Lineage: Eukaryota; Metazoa; Nematoda; Chromadorea; Rhabditida; Trichostrongylidae. The record is from the annotation of a GenBank genome assembly.